Molecule: messenger RNA, 2253 nt
Organism: Lindgomyces ingoldianus
Lineage: Eukaryota; Fungi; Ascomycota; Dothideomycetes; Pleosporales; Lindgomycetaceae
Exons: 9
Coding region: 1-2253 (750 amino acids)
Source: RefSeq, a predicted model, not a curated record
AUGGCUACCCCUGGCUACUCCCUCUUCGAGCUCUAUCAAACUGCUAAGAAAGCAAAGCAGAUAUGGAACGCUUUCACUGAUGAAUUCGAAAAUGCCCCUACCAGAGUUCGAGAGCUGAUUGAAACGUGUGACUACCUGUCCAAGGUGCUGUGCGACUUUACCAGUCUCUUAGAGGAGUACGAAGAGGCAUAUCCUCAAGAGGAGAGCUUCGAUCGGAAACUGCUUGAGUGCCAGGCCUUUAUCGACAGGUACUGGUCGCUAAAGGGGGACUACUUAACCGAAUUGCAGACCCACAGAUUGGGUCUCGGGUCACGACGUACAUGGAAGCAGGUCUGGCAGACUACCCGAUAUGCAUACGAUAACAAACGAGCCCAAGAGUUAAAGGACGGUUUAUGCCUAGAGAUCCAGAAACUCCUGGCCUUCACCGUAGUUUUCGCCCUGAGAAGGAGCGCUCCCGUCAAUUACUCCCUCGACCUCUCCAAUGCGCGGGAUCGGACAAUAGCGGCUAAUAGUCCCCGGCCCAGACUAGAUACGCCGUUGAGGCUCGCUCUACUUCAGCCUAGUCAAGAGCCAGAACUUAUAGGCUUACAUUGCCAGCUACUUGAGUUCCAAGCCCUAUUCCGAGAUCUUGUAGGAGUCAGGUACUCGUACGAGCGGGAAAUGAACAGUGCCCUCCAGUGGGGUCGACCAACGAACAUCGAUCCUAUCAGGGAGAGAUUAGAAUCUAUUUGGCAUAAGCUGUAUGUCCGCUCUGGACUGAUAAAUGAGGAUAGCCCGACGCCGCCUCUGCCAAGGGAUUCACGCGAGCUUCUAGAAGCACCAGCCCGAAGCUACGACCAACUUGUUAUUAACACCGCUGCUCCUUCGAUGCAUGGGGGUUUGCGUACCAGCACCGAUGUUCGACAAUCACUUCAACGAACAAACCGAACGAGACCCCCUAAUUCCUUCCAGUCUAGGCCACAUCCACCAUCCACGUACGCGCCCUCAUCAUCUGGGUGUCGGACAUCGAGCAUUACAACUACCUCGCUAUAUAACACGUCCGAAGUAACGCCUCGCACAACGCCAUAUUUGACGGCAGAGCAAGGUUCACCCACUGUAGCCGACUCUCUCCUACCCGAGUCCACUAUGUCAACUAUACUAUCGCCGGUUGCAACCAUCUCUUCAAGCACACUCCCCAUCCUGCAAAGACAAAUAAAGCUACUAAGCUGGGCCGUUAGGGUGGUUGCCGAAUCGCAUUUCGUAGAGUGGAGUACUGAAAACAGUACUGAGAAGCUAAUUCAUUUUCUGCCUCAUGCAGCAUUUCCUCAUGUUUACCAUUCGAGAACACUGCAAAGUCUUGAUGUAACGUUUGGUGAAUGCCACCAAGUUGUCCUAACUUCUAGUGACGCUACCGUCUAUGAAAGACAUAUAAUGGUCGAGUAUUAUUUUUCCUCGCAUGAUAAACGAGACAAGUUUCAGGGCGAUAUUCGAGACAUGACGCACAUCAAAGCGUUCGACGUCGAUGUGAUCUGGUCCAACCUGCACCCAAAAUAUGAUGGUUGGCACCAUUUGGCAGGAAUCGCAAGACUCGAGAAGCUCAACCUAUGGCAGUCGAACAGAUUCCCGUACCACUAUUCGCUUUCCUUUCUUGCCUCCGCUACAUCGGGUGAGCAGCAGGAGUACCCACUUUCGUCGUUCAGUAAUCCCCCAGUAUAUACGCAGCGCAGCAAAGAGGCCCGACUGUAUCUGAGAGGGAGAAGAACGACAAGCGAUACACCAAACGACACACCCGUAUCACCGAACUCCCAACCGCCCAACCGCCAUGACUUUACACAACCCGAACAUAUCUGCUUCCAGUUUACACACAAGGAGGAAUACAACUUCUUCAGAGAAGAAUACGAACGCGCACAUGCCGAAGAGCAGAUGAUCACUGAGCCUCGAUAUCCAGUGGAUAGAGUCGAGUUAGCCAAUACACAGGCGCCUGUUGAAAUCGGUGGCAGGUUGUUUCUGGAUUGGUACGGAGGGGCACGAAUAUGGUCCUACUCAAGCGUUAGGGAGUUCAUUUGGGGAAUAGAUGGUCCGGUUUCUGGGCGUUUCUGGCUCGCAUGCGGCAAAGACUUGGAAAAUUGGUUGGAUAUCUUCCAGGAGAAGUUUGUGGAGUUGGUACAAGUAGUAGGAAUUUGUAUUUCAAGGUUGCCCUGUAUUGUGAUCACUGGUGUAUCUUUCAAUUUUAUGUCUGAGUAUCCACCCCAGUACGCUCAACCCCAUCUUUAA